Molecule: messenger RNA, 630 nt
Organism: Mucor velutinosus
Lineage: Eukaryota; Fungi; Mucoromycota; Mucoromycetes; Mucorales; Mucoraceae
Product: medium-chain fatty acid-CoA ligase faa2
Exons: 6
Coding region: 1-630 (209 amino acids)
Cellular component (GO): RAVE complex
Source: RefSeq, a predicted model, not a curated record
AUGAGGGAUAGACAUGAAACGAUUAAAGGAUUUAUCACAUUGACUGGCUCACAUAUUACAAAAGCGGAGCUUCAGAUCAAACUGGCAAACUACCAUCAAGACUCACCGAUCAAAGCGACCAUCACCAGUUCGGUGCCUUACUUUCUGGAGCAGGCACAGCAAGCUAUCAACUAUAUAUCGUUGGCUAUGAAUCGAGUAGAAGCGUUUACGAUACCAUCAUAUAAACAAGCGACUAUUGAGCUUUUGGAGGACAUGUAUCAAUACGUGGACCGUGCACUCCAUGCGUUUGAUUACCCGAAUGAAGCACUCUUAUUCCCUUAUAAAGUGUGCCAUCCCAAGUUCUUUAGCCCGCCAUUGAAGCAAGAGUUGGUGAUUGAAUUCUGCAUCCAAGAUGUGUACAUUGCAUGCAACAUUUAUGCUCUUGAUUACAAUUUUUUAAAGCACGGUGCCAAAGCGGGAUCUGACAACCAACACUCGUUUGUAACCUAUAAGGAUAAACCUGUCAUGAUCUUGGAAGAAGUCAAGACACAGACACAAUCGCCUACUUUAACCGAAUUGAAGGGCACGUUGAAGCUUGUCUUGGAAUGGUGCCAAACUUACAAGCAGAUGCUGCUUCAGAUUGAAGUAUGA